Molecule: messenger RNA, 457 nt
Organism: Apaloderma vittatum (bar-tailed trogon)
Lineage: Eukaryota; Metazoa; Chordata; Aves; Trogoniformes; Trogonidae
Gene: DLX6
Product: distal-less homeobox 6
Exons: 2
Biological process (GO): cell differentiation; regulation of transcription by RNA polymerase II; embryo development
Molecular function (GO): RNA polymerase II cis-regulatory region sequence-specific DNA binding; DNA-binding transcription factor activity, RNA polymerase II-specific
Source: RefSeq, a predicted model, not a curated record
AUCAGCAAAAAACCACAGUGAUUGAAAACGGUGAAAUCAGAUUCAAUGGGAAAGGGAAAAAGAUUCGGAAGCCUCGAACCAUUUACUCUAGUCUACAACUCCAGGCUUUAAAUCAUCGCUUUCAGCAGACUCAGUACCUGGCACUUCCAGAGAGAGCUGAACUGGCAGCUUCAUUAGGACUUACCCAGACACAGGUGAAGAUCUGGUUUCAGAACAAGCGCUCCAAAUUCAAGAAGCUGCUGAAGCAGGGCAGCAACCCCCACGAGAGCGACCCCCUGCCCGGCUCCGCCGCCCUGUCCCCUCGCUCUCCGGCUCUGCCUCCAGUCUGGGACGUUUCAGCUUCUGCCAAGGGAGUCAAUAUGCCUCCCAACAGCUACAUGCCUGGCUAUUCUCACUGGUAUUCUUCUCCACAUCAAGACACAAUGCAGAGACCACAAAUGAUGUGAAUUGUCCAAGA